Molecule: messenger RNA, 858 nt
Organism: Aspergillus pseudoviridinutans
Lineage: Eukaryota; Fungi; Ascomycota; Eurotiomycetes; Eurotiales; Aspergillaceae
Product: amidohydrolase family protein
Exons: 6
Coding region: 1-858 (285 amino acids)
Biological process (GO): secondary metabolic process
Cellular component (GO): cytoplasm
Molecular function (GO): carboxy-lyase activity; hydrolase activity
Source: RefSeq, a predicted model, not a curated record
AUGUCUUUCCCCAUCAUUGACGUUUGGGCGAAUCCCGUCUUACCUUUGGACGAAGGCGUACCUGAGGUUCGCCGUCUAUUCGAACAGUCUCAUGCUGAUACCAGCUUGCUAUCCCGGAGACGGACACCCGAUGAGCUCGUCGCUCUCAUGGAUGCCGCGGGAGUUUCAAAGAUAUGCCUCUGCGCAUGGUACCGACCAGGGCAAGUAGUCUUCUCCAACGAAGACGUGGCGCAGUUCACUCGCGCCUAUCCUGACCGUUUUAUCGGGAUUGCCGGUGUCGACCUGCAUGAUCCGGUCAGCUACGUGAAAGAGGUGGAAAAGUACGUCAAAGUCGAAGGAUUUAAAGGUGUUCGCGUGGUGCCAUGGCUUUGGAAUCUACCACCAACGGACAAGCACUACUGGCCGCUCUAUGUUAAGUGCAUUGAGCUCAAUAUUCCCUUCCUCACUCAGGUCGGACAUACUGGCCCCCUCUGCCCAAGCGAAGUUGGCCGACCAGUACCUUAUAUCGACGAGGUGGCACUGGCAUUCCCCUCGCUGUCGAUCAUCUGUGGACAUAUUGGUUUUCCCUGGACACAAGAGAUGAUCGGUGUGGCGUGGAAGCAUCCGAAUGUCUACAUCGACACUUCGGCAUAUCUACCGAAGUAUUAUCCAAAGGAACUGAUACAGUUUGCAAACACCACCGGAAGGAAAAAGGUCAUGUUUGGAACUAACUUCCCCCAAUUAAGCUGGAGCAAGUGCGUCGAGUCAGCGAACCGGGACAUCAGACUUCGGGACGACGUCAAGGCAGAUUUCUUUGGCGGAAAUGCUGCCAGGGUGCUCAAGCUUGGGGCUGUUGCCUUGAGCAAAGAGAAGCUUUGA